Messenger RNA from Penicillium oxalicum, 720 nucleotides. RefSeq names its product clathrin light chain CLC1. Gene Ontology annotation, cellular component: plasma membrane; clathrin coat of coated pit; clathrin coat of trans-Golgi network vesicle. The record is from RefSeq and is a predicted model, not a curated record. The transcript is spliced from 4 exons. Bases 1 to 720 code for a protein of 239 amino acids. Gene Ontology annotation, molecular function: structural molecule activity; clathrin heavy chain binding. NCBI's taxonomy places the organism in Eukaryota, Fungi, Ascomycota, Eurotiomycetes, Eurotiales, Aspergillaceae. Gene Ontology annotation, biological process: intracellular protein transport; clathrin-dependent endocytosis; clathrin coat assembly.
AUGGCUGAUCGCUUUCCUUCCUUGGAGGACUUCUCUGAGGGCCAGACAGAGGUCAUCGAGAGCAACGGUGCGACUGAGGAUGACUUCCUGGCUCGGGAGCGCGCUGCUCUAGGCGAAGAUGCGGAUCAGUUUGCGACCCCUCAGGACCAUGUUGCGACCACGAAUGCGGGUGACGAUGAUCUUCUGGGUGGUGGUGACGGCACACCAGCGGAAGAGAUUGGACAAUUCGAAUCUGCUUUCCCUUCAGUUGAUACCCAGACACAGAAUGAGCGCGUUGCCCCUGGUGGCACAAUUACUGGCUCUGGUUCUCCCUUCCCCGCGACCGGCUACGGAUCUAUCGAGACCGAGGAUGAGCCUGAGCCUGUUCGUCAAUGGCGCGAGAAGCGAGAUGCCGAAAUCGCGCGCCGCGCUCAGAUCUCUGAAGAGAAGAAGGAGGCCACCGAGAAGAAAGCUCAGCAGGACGUCGACGACUUUUACGUUUCAUACAACAACAAGAUGGACAAGCUCAAGGCUCAAACUCGUGCCGAGGCUGAGGAAUUCCUAGCCAGCCGCGAAGACACCUCUGCUGGUGGCACUUCCUGGGAGCGUAUCGCCAAGCUGGUUGAUGUCUCUGGCAAGGGAUCUGCUGGCGGUGCAAGUGGCUCAGGCAAGGAACGUUUCCGUGAGCUGCUUGUCGAUCUGCGCAAAGACCAGGAAGCCCCCGGGGCCAGUGGCAUCUAA